This is a messenger RNA of Monoraphidium neglectum, 399 nucleotides long. Its product is annotated as ADP,ATP carrier protein. The coding region runs from base 1 to 399 and encodes 132 amino acids. The transcript is spliced from 4 exons. Gene Ontology annotation, cellular component: mitochondrial inner membrane. Lineage: Eukaryota; Viridiplantae; Chlorophyta; Chlorophyceae; Sphaeropleales; Selenastraceae. Gene Ontology annotation, biological process: mitochondrial ADP transmembrane transport; mitochondrial ATP transmembrane transport. Gene Ontology annotation, molecular function: ATP:ADP antiporter activity. The record is from RefSeq and is a predicted model, not a curated record.
AUGGCAUCCGAGGACGCUGGCGACGGCACUGCUGCCACCUCGCCUGGAAUGGCGGUGGGCAGCCAGCUGGCUGGAGGCAUGUCGAUGGCAAGCCUGAUGGCUGGGCUGCUUACAAGCGCGCUGUACACCUCAGCCACCUACCCUGUACACAGGGUCAAGGUGUUGCUGCAAACUCAGGAUGCCAACCCCGCCAUUCUCUCGGGCAAGGUCAAGCGCUACGCGUUUGCGCAGUCUUUCAGCCGACUCCUGAAGGAACAGGGCCCGGCCGGCCUGUGGCGGGGCAACACGCCGUACCUGCUGCGCCACGUGCCCAGUGUCGCCCUCAGCUUCACCUUCAAGGACGCGCUGCGCGAUGCGCUGCUGCCGAGUACGGUGGGCGGGCUGUUGUUUGAAGGCUAG